Prinia subflava (tawny-flanked prinia) is the source of this 7224-nucleotide messenger RNA. RefSeq names its product granulocyte-macrophage colony-stimulating factor receptor subunit alpha-like. Bases 187 to 1392 code for a protein of 401 amino acids. The transcript has 10 exons. Lineage: Eukaryota; Metazoa; Chordata; Aves; Passeriformes; Cisticolidae. The record is from RefSeq and is a predicted model, not a curated record. Gene Ontology annotation, molecular function: protein binding; cytokine receptor activity. Gene Ontology annotation, biological process: cytokine-mediated signaling pathway. Gene Ontology annotation, cellular component: membrane; external side of plasma membrane.
UCUUCAUGUGAAAUUGUUAACAUCUGCCAAUCAGGAAGCUUAAAGAAGCUUAAAAGCAGUAAGGGAAAUGAUAAACUGAGCAGCUUUCUAACUUGCAGCAUUUCUUACUUAAUACUGUCAUGCAGUAAAACAAAGCUAACUGGGAGAACAGAACACCUCAAGAUUUCUGCAUGUGACUACAACUACAUGUUAAAGCGUCCUUGUUGCUGCGAAUCAAAAUCAAACAAGAUAAAUGAGGAGAGUUUUUUCAAGAGAAGGUUUCAUUAUCUCUUUCCAGAGAAGGAAAUGUUUGAUACUCUUGGACUCACUUCUAUGAUUUGGUGGUAUAUGAUGCUACUUCAUCCCUUGCAUGCUGACAUCCAGUGUACGGAGUCAGAGGGCGAGGAAUCACCUAUUACAAAUGUGAAUUUUGACCGGAGAAAAAUGGAACUGUCCUGGGAGAGCAGCAGGAAUUUCUCUGAGUACAUAUGUACCAUCAUGGACGGGGACAUGGCAUAUAUAGACAUAGAGGUGGAUAGUCCACUAUGCAGCUUUCCAGUGGAAUUGCACAUGCCUCUGCACAAAGGGGUAUUGUUUAUCAUUAAAGUGCCAAACACAAACAUCUCAGAAGAAUGCACCUUUCUCCCUGAAGGCAUGAAUGGGUCAGCCAUUGAAAACUUCUCCUGUGUGAUUUAUAACAUCUUCCUCAUGAACUGCACUUGGCUGCAAGGAAGGGAUGCUCCAGCAGACACACAGUAUUUUCUCUACUGGCAGAAGUCAGGAGAUGAAGAGGAGAUGGAAUGUGAACUCUACAUUAAAGAUGAAAAUCACAGAAAUAUGGGAUGUAUCUUCCAAAAUGUGAGCAUAGGGAUUGAAAAAGCUUACUUCCUGGUGAAUGGAUCCAGCAACGACUCCCUGAUCCAGUUCUAUGAUGAGUACAUUGACCUGUAUAAAACUGAAAUACUCACUGCUCCAUUAAAUGUCACUGCCCAUUGUACCAGAGAUUCAACAGAUUGCAUUAUUACGUGGCAUCCACCCCUUACAAGUCAUGUGGAAAAAGCAAAGUGUUUUCAGUAUGAAAUUAGCAUACAAAAUAAGGAUGAGCCCAAAGAAGAGAAAAAGCUUCCUCGUGUAUGGAAUGACAGAUAUGAAUUCCAAAAUUACGAUGAGAAAAAAAGAUACACUCUGAAAAUCAGAGCACGUGGAAAAAACUGUCUCGUAAGCUCAAACUGGGGGGAAUGGAGUGAACCCAUUGAGUUUGGUACUGCAGUUUCAAGAACAUAUUUCCUCCCAUACCACAACCAAAAGACAAACUCAAUACUGAUGAAGAUAUUCAGGUAUGAUUUCUUCUCAACUCAGUCAAAUUUAUUAACUAUAAACCAUAACAGGCCAAAGACUAACACUGACUUAUAAAAAUAAGCAUUAACAUUUGGUCCAAAACCAAUUUCUGCCAUGCAAGCUAUGCUGCUUUGAAACCUGAAAUGCUCUAUGCCAACACUAAAACAAAAGAUUGUCCUCGAGGUAUUUGCAGAUACAUUUUAAGACCAGUUUUCACUUUUAGUGAGACCUGUAUUUCUGUGUGUACCAGCUUUGCAAGGUAGCUGUUCAUACUUUAAAAAUCACUUUAAACUUCACCUAAGUGAAGAUGCAUUUUCCAUUAGCAUUUUCAAACAUCAUUGGUCAUAACUGGUCAUGUGAAUAUAUAUUUCAUAAGCCUGACCUAUACCCAUGUAAAAAAUCCUGUCACACUUAGAGCAAAUCAACAGGGCUGGAAAGACUUAACAGUUCAAAUAACCCUCCUCCUCCUUCAACAGAGGAUUUGCAAUUUCGUUAUUUUGUGCAAAUUCUAUUUGACCAAUACACUAUAGCAUUCCUGUGCAGCCUAUUCUAUGUGUUUAGCCUUACUUUGAAAAAGCCUUUUUAAUAGCUGGGUUUAAUGCAUUUAAAAAUCCACUACUUUUUACCCUUAUUCCUUUCCUGUUUACAGUAUGUUACACACCUGCACACUGUCAACAGCAAGUAACUCUUCUUUCUGCACACAUCAUGACAAGCAGUCUUCAAACCAUGCUUCUCAAAUCCAUCCAUUUGAGCAGUGGCUUGUAUGGUGACUGCAUAGCGAGGGGAUGCUUUCUUUUAGCUGGCUAAAGCAAAGACAUACUUGAAGUCGGUAAAUCACAUUAGUUAUUAAUUGCCUAAAAUUCAGCGGGCAACACCACGCAUUCCAACGAGGAUUCCAAAAGAGAAACACGAAUUUUCCUUCAAUCGUUUACAAAGCAUCCCCGAAUCUCUGACUACUAAACCUCUCUAAUUUUGGUAACUAUAUACCAGCUUGUGGUCCUGAUUAAUUUGUCUUUGGUCCUACCACCUUUGGCUUUCAUAGACAGCAGGUAGGAAUGUGACUUGAGAUAGGUUUCCUCAUACACCUUAAGUCAUAAAUACCUGGUAUCUCACUUCCUACCAGGCUGCCACAGCUAAGGCUACAGAGCAGCAGGAGUCCACAGUCCAUCAUAUUAAAUAAUAAUAGCCAGGAAAAUAACAAGCAGCUUUUGGAAAUGUGGAGACUGCUUGCUUUUCCUAAAAUUGAGUGGCUUCCAAAUUCCUGUGCAUACACUACCAAACAAACUCAAAUCACUCCACUACAACCCAGAGGCCUUUGUGGAUGAGGUCUGUAAACUGUGGCCCAGGCACUUUCAUUCCCAGGGGAGCAAAGCAGCAACAGCAGUUGCCACAGUUAAGUGAAGCCCUCAUGUUACCUCACACUUGCCAGCUGGUGCUGUGAAGAUAAUUUAUAUGAUUCUGACACGUUUAAACAGUUUGAUCUACUCUUAAAACCCAAUUUUAUUUUCUCUCUUCUCUCCCAACUCAGUACCUUUAACACUGAUUGAAUGUUGUAAUUCUUCAGUUAUUAAAAUAAUAACAAUGUACAGAAAGGACAUUUUCAAAAGCUCUCAUCCACUGAAUACCAAACAUUCUCCCUGAUAUUUAGUGCUAAUAGAUUUUUGAGCUGUUUUGAAACCCACAAUAUCCUUUGCUAAUCACCCCUUUUUAAAGCUUGCAUUUCCUCAUUUUGCCUCUAUUUACUCAACAACCUUUCACAUUUUCUCAUUCUUUUCUCCUAUUAUACAAUACUUUUUCCUAGAUCACUGGAAAAGCUCAUGAUUGAAAAAACCUAACUUUCUGUGUUGCAUCCUUAAAACACUCAUGGUAAAGAAUUGCCAAUUUUACUCGAUUUAAGAUCCUACCAGCCAAAUCAUUCAGUGCAUCAGACAACUUGCACUCCUCUAAUACAUUUUAUUUUACUCAUCUUACUACAGACCAUUGACUUUCUAGUCAUUCUCUCCCCAUGUUUUCCUCACCGUUACUGAGUUUUACUGCCUCUUGCCUGGAGUUAAACAUAUUCCAAGAACUUGCAAGGCACGCUCUUUGUUCAUUUUCCUUGGAGAAGAGUGAAGUAGCCCAAAAUACCAUGACCACAAAGCCCUGCAGUGCUUUUACCCAGUCUUCAGAAUUCCUAGAAAUUAAGUCCCCAGGACACUGUGGUUUGAUGCUCUGCAACAUACUCUCAGUAUGACAGCAAGCUUGCUUUUUUAACCUUUUCCCCCACCAGUACUGUCCUUCCUUUUUAUUUACUUUCCCUCAAAACCUUAAACUCCAGGUGCUGUAUGAGUGCUACAAUCUUACCUAGCAGCAUGCACUCCCCUAGAACUCCAGGUUAGCCAAUGUAAAAAUCUGUGAUAGCAACCGAAAUAUUUUAUCUACACAUCUAGCUAAUGCCUACAUAUGGAAAAUUCAGCCAGUAUUGACUGAAUAAAUUCCUUCCAUCGUCUCAGCUAAGGUUAUCCAGUGCCUAAAUCAGCUUCUGUUCUUCCUCCUGCUGACAGCUAGUACUGAUCAGACAUAUUGAAACAUUUCUUAACUGUCCUUAAAAUUGUUUUCUCCUGCCUUGCAAUCAUUUGUUAAGUAUUAAAAGACCAAGAUGGGAUGCCUUUGGUACUGCUGAAACUAAUGUUCAGAACGCCAACAGCAACUUGGAGCUUACUGCAUGGUACAGAUUAUUCUUUCUCUUUAGAUAGAAUAUGUGAAUCUACUAGGAAAAUGUCAUACUGAGGAAAUAACUAGAAUUGAAGAAUGAUCCAGCUUUCCAAAAACACACCUGAUUCCCCAACAUGAAAGAACAUUAUGGAUCCUGCUGACAAUUACUUCAAACCAGCCUAUGAUCACCUAUAAAAUUGUUUGUCCCCUUAAAAUCUACUUAAAAUGAAGAUGAAAAAAAAGGAGAAAAAUGAGUGGAAUUUGUUUUCUCUUCAAACCUGCAACACCUGACAACUAAGCUUUUCUGAAAGCAUCUACUUUGAUGAAGUGCUUAAACCUUGCUAAGAGGUUCCUCACAAGAGACAAGCCCUCUUAUCCAGAAUAAAGCUGUUACUUCUUGUCAUUAUUGCUAUAAAGCUUCUUUCCUCUCAUGACUUCCUAUAGGCCAACAGGCUUGCUGUAUAAUGACAAAGUAACUUUACUGUAAUUUUUAUAUGCCCAGUUACUUUCUAAAGCACAAACCAGCUAUUGAGAAUGUGUUUAAAUUUGCUCUUUGAUCUUCCAACCAGUAACGCUAAACUAUCCCAAUAUAUGCAAUUAACCUUAUGCAAGACAAAAACAAAAUAAAAUCAUACUUGUCAAUUAUAAUCAUUAAUACUGGUCAGCCAUUUGAGCUCAGUAGUGCCACUGAAAAUAGACCUCUGCAACACUGAUCCUAUACAGUUUUAGCAUGUACCUAAUUCACACAAAUAACAUCUAAAGCCUUCAAAUCAAUCCAACAGUUGUGAGAAAUGAAAUAAAAUCUAAUAUUUAAUAGCUAGACUUUAAUUGUAAAAUUUCCUUCCAAAUGUAUUUUAGUUUCCCCCUUCAAAGAGUGCAAAUGCUAUUUCCAAUGCCUUUUAAAAAUCAUAUAGGCUUUAGAUGCCAGUAUUUUCUUUUACAAAUGCUGGAUAUUUUCUGUUCACGCUUUUCAAAAGGAAUCAAUUUCAGAGUUUCAAUAAGACAGAGAACCAUUUUUUUUUUAAAGUCUCAUUUAUUGUUUGCCUCUUACAUCCCUAAACUGCACCACACUGGAAAUUGCUGCUGCAUGACUAAGGGAAGCCAUAUAUUAAAAAAAAAAACCAAAAACCUUAACACCACAAAUUAGUUCAUAUUGAAUGUACAGCAUAGAGAAACUGAAGUUCUAUUUAAACACCUACACUUGCAUUUGUUCCUAUUCUUUUGGUUAAACCUUGUUCUGAAGGGGAGAUUGGGUGUCAAAGUCCUGUCCCUGUCAGGGGCUGCUGUAGUAACUAUGAUGUUUGGUUUCUCUCACAAAGCUUGGGCCACUGUACACUCACAGGAGGUAGCCCAUCAUUAUCUCUACCCUUCCAAGGCACGGAUACAGAAAUAAACCUGAUUUAAUGUAUUUAUAGAGACAAAAUGUCUCCCCCUGCCCCCCGGCAAAUUGAUUAGCAGGGUGAACACCAAAUGACCUGCCUGGACCACAGGGAGCUGCCACAGCCACACAGGGUUCAAGAACCACUCACUCGCAGCGGGUACAUGGAGUUUGCCAUUAGCCUGUGUUCAAGGUAGCUGUGUAAUGUCCUUACAUUCACAUACAGAUGCUGAAAGCAGUGCUUGUGCAACAGUGAAAGGAAAAAGGUAAAGUAGCUCGAGAGGAAGGUAAUAACCAGCCAAAGCCAAGCAGGUAAUUUAAAUACUUAAUCUUGAAUUGCAAUCUCAGAAGGCACACAGAAGAACUCAAGACAGCUCUGUCAGCCUUCAAUGAGUCAUACAGUAACACACUUAUGCUUUCUCAAGAUAUAGGGAGAGUUCUUAAAAUAUGAUUAACACCUUGUUUUCCUCUCUACCAUGUCUGCAGAUUACAAAGUACAAAAGAUAUAUAUACAUAUGAAGAAUGGCACAUAGGUAUUACAUUAUCUCAAAGAGAAGUUAUGAGAAAUUACUCAAUCUGGUCUUCUGACCAUCCCUAAACAUCAAGCAGUUAAUACUGAAGGCUGACCUACUUUGAUCUAUUAUUUUACAGCUACAUUGAAGCACACACAUUCCUUCCCUAGAGCCCUUCAACUUCACCUAUUAGACUGCAACUUAGUUCAGAUAAAAUUCAACCAUCCACAGAGCUACUGACCACCGCUACAGAUGAGGCCAAACAGGAUCUUGAAUGGCCCUAUCAACACUUCCAACCUGCAGCAACAAUACAAUACAUAGGUCACUCAGAAGUUGAAGGCAUUUACUGGGUUCCUGGGUUUUUGCAUAAAUGCCAUGACGCUUUCCAUAUUGUUUAAAAAAAAAAAUUAGGCUGUUUUACCAAGGACAAGAGCAUUAUGUUCUGACAGUCCUUGGUACUUUGGGUUUUCCUAGCACUACAACUGAAUCCCACUCCCCCCGAAUUUAAAAUCACAGAAGUUGUAAAUCAAUUUUGAAGAAUCAUGCAAAAAGCCUCUUGCAGCAGCCAAUCAUACACUAUCAGGCACAAAGAACGGGAGUGGUUUUUAUUAGUAUAACCCAUGCUUCCCCACCCCUACUUGCCAAAGAUCUCACAUGUAGUUAUUUUUUAAAAAAGCUUAUUUUGUUACAGAAUGCAGUGUAAGGGUAUCAGAGGACCCAUUAUCUGAAACAAGUUUUCAAAUACAAGAGGCUUUUCCAAAGCUUUUAUGUAAUAAUUUCAACACAGACCGAGUAAGUAUGUUUAUUGUUUUACAGCAGAAUGCCCCAAUUUAAGAACAAAGUUGCUAGACGUUCAGCUGUGCAAAAUGGUACAUAGUGCUUCAGUACAAGUGGAAAAGAACAUGAUUUGUUAGCAAAUGCUUUCAAAUACAAUUUUAUGGUCCUAGAGGAUAAGACUUGAAACUGAAGACUGAUCCACAGGCUAAAGUUUUUUUCUAAAUUGGAUAGAACAACUUUGGACCCAGAAUCAACACCAUUUAUUCCUUACUGCUGUAAAGAAAAAUUGCCACACUGAAUUGCCAGAUUCAGUGUCUUCAUGCAUGUUACCGAGAAGUGGAUCAGUCAUCUAUGUCAGUUUCUAGCCUCAUCUAGAAGUAUCAUCUGGCUCCGAUAAAUAAGACUUACAGGAAUUUCUUGAAGGUCAAUGGUCCAUAAUGGUAGUUAUUCUACAUGAUCUGCUCAACUUGAUUUCCAAUUCUAUUUAGGCUGUUUAAAUUACUUUCUUGAAUUCAUCGUACAGCACAAGCACGAAAGCACCCCCCA